AACCUGCCACAGCGGAAGUGAAAGCAUCAGACAUAGCGGCCACUGAAAAAGGAUGUAGAGUGUUUUAUAAUUUCUCGUUUUCAAAUCGUUGACGCUAACAAAAAAUGAAUGUUUUUAUCUACAUCGUCUUACUUUUCGUAAGUGCCGCGUUUGCAAACAAAAGCGGGGACGAUGACUGGGUGAAUCUGCCAAAUAAAUGUGAAGUGUGCAAAUUUGUAAGCAUUGAGAUGAAGUCCGCAUUUGAAGAGACGGGCAAAACGAAAGAAGUCAUUGAAACCAACUACCGCUUUUUGGAUGAUAAAGGCGCACCCCCCAUCAAAUAUGUCAAAUCUGAUAUUCGUUUUAUAGAGGUGAUGGAGAAUGUUUGCUCCAGAAUUAUGCAGUACAAUCUGCACAAAGAGAGAGAUGGAAGCAAUCGCUUUGCAAAGGGUAUGUCUGAGACCUUCUCCACCUUGCAUAACCUCGUGCAUAAAGGCGUGAAGGUGGUUAUGGACAUUCCUUUUGAACUGUGGAAUGAGACCAGUGCAGAAGUGGCUGACCUCAAGAAACAGUGUGAUGUGAUGGUGGAGCAGUAUGAAGAUGUAAUUGAAGACUGGUAUAAAGGCAAACAAGAGGAAGAUCUCACAACCUACCUGUGUGAAAAACACGUGCUGAAAGGACAGGAUACAGCCUGUCUUAAAGAGAAAUGGAGCGGGAAAAAGGGGGACACGGUGGCCAUCGCAGAGGACAAGAAGAAAAAGAAGAGCAAGAAGAAGAAGAGCAAAGAUGGCGAGGAUAGUCAGAAAAAAGAGAAGAAGGUGAAGAAGAAGAAGAAGAAGAAAAAGUCCAAAAUUUCAGAAAGUGAGAAAAACAAGCGGAAAACUGAGGAAGCUGGAUAUAGCUCGGAUGAGGAGAUUCAAAAGAAAGUUCCUCUUGGCCAGGAUAAAACUGAACUCUGACAUGUCUCUUAGGUGUGAACAUUUUUGUUUAUUUGUUUUGAGGACUUUUGUCCCUUUGACAGCUGAAUCUCUGAUAUACCUUCAAUUUCAGUUUAGUUUAGAAAAUAAUAAUUCGGAGGUUCAAAAUGCCGUUGUCAGAUCCAACAAAUAGCAUCGACCAAUCAAAUCAGAGCUUUUAUUCAAACCUUUGCUUGUGUUUGGGCACAUGCUGGUACAUGUUGGUAAUCUUUGAUACUUUUUCAGAUUUCCUUUUUUUUUAGGAAAAAAGAAGUCUCGUGGACCAUCCCCCAACUUUUGUUGUCUGAAGUAUAUUUUCAAUGAUAUUGUAGGCUCUGCUGACUAAUGAAAAUAAAUUUUAUUUGAAGGUAAAAUAACAAUAAUCUACCAGGCCUACUGUCAUUAAGAAAAACAUAUAUCCGUCUUUGUUUCUUGUUUACUUGAAGUGUUAAAGGGAUAGUUCAACCAUAAAUUAAAAUGUUGUCAUCAUUUAUUCACCCUCAUUUCAUUGAAAACCUGUAUACGACUCUUUUUUUUCCCUGUAGAAAGCAAAAAAGAUAUUUUGCAAAAGAAAGUCAUAGAGGUUUUGAAUGACAUGAGGGUGAGUAAAUUAUGAAAUAAUUUUAUAUAUGGGUAAACUAUCCAUUUAUUUUCAUGCUGUAAUGUUAUUCUGGUUUGGCUGGAAUUUUGAAUAUUUUCAUUCAGUAUUGUUAUAUUGAAGUCACACAGAUAUAUAAGCAUAAUUAAUAUUUUUCCUGUCUCAUAAAAAUAUUUGUGUGAUUCAAAUUCGCAUUGGAGGGGUAUUUCAAUCCAAAUUUUAUUUAUCACUUUCAAUUUGGCAUCUUGUAAGGCUGGACUUUCAUGUCCCACUAAUUUUACUCACAUGGUAAUACAGAUAAUGGUACAAACAGAAAAAGCGGUUUCGCAAUGCGAAAGUUGUGACCUUUUCCUUUUUGUUUGACCAAAUAAGGCACAAAUUUUGCCUGAUCUCUUCAUAUUUGUUUUUGCUUUUGCAGUGUUUACGUAUGUGAUGUCAGUUUCCGGGAAUGUUCGAGUGCAGUGUUUCUUUUAUAUUUUUCUCAACAGUAUUGUUUACUUUAAAUGUUUAUCUGAUAAUCUAUGUUGCUGUUUCCAAAAGCUGUGUGUGUGAUUGUGAAGCCCCACAGGUGUCUGUAUGCAGACACAGAUUACCUAAAGCGAAGCUUGCGGAUGAAAGUUAUUGAUUUGGGAUUGAACUGUACAGUAUAUGCAAAUCUAAUGGGUAUAAAUAUGCAGGAUGCGUUUCUAGCCUUCAGGUCAUUACUGUACAGUAGAUGGUGCUUUUGAUAAGCGUUUUAUGAAGUGUAAUGACAAAUGGCGAAUAAAAAAUAAAAACAAAACAA
Triplophysa rosa is the source of this 2317-nucleotide messenger RNA. RefSeq names its product canopy FGF signaling regulator 3 (gene cnpy3). Gene Ontology annotation, cellular component: endomembrane system. Bases 105 to 938 code for a protein of 277 amino acids. Gene Ontology annotation, molecular function: signaling receptor binding. Lineage: Eukaryota; Metazoa; Chordata; Actinopteri; Cypriniformes; Nemacheilidae. The transcript is spliced from 6 exons. The record is from RefSeq and is a predicted model, not a curated record.